CACAGCGCAUAUUAAAAUUUGCACAUUUUGAUCACGCUGAACGAACUUAAGCGGGCUAAUGUGACCGCGGCCUUUGACCUGUCCUCUUAAGUCUUCCAAAGGGCGAACCACCGUCUCGGAAUCCGAAUAAGCGGAGAGGAUCAUCUCAUGACAGUAGGGUUUGAUACUUUGAAUAAAACCAUCCACUGAGAUAAGAAGUUCAACAUUUGGGGAGCGCUUUGUCUAUGGCGGACACUCCUAGGCGAAGAUAUUCAGAUUCUCCUUCACCUAGGCGAAGAUAUGGGCGAUCUCGGUCACGAUCUCGUUCACGAUCAAGAUCUCGAUCCCUAUCAAAAUCUCGUAGCCCUGCAAGGAGAGAUUCUUCAAAAGAUGAUGUAGUCAACCCUGGAAACAAUUUAUAUGUCACUGGUCUUUCUGCCCGUGUUGUGGAGAAAGAUCUUGAAGAACACUUUUCUCAGGAAGGCAAGGUGGUUGAUUGCCGGAUUGUGGUAGAUCCAAGAACCCGUGAAUCAAGAGGCUUUGGAUUUGUAACUAUGGAUACCCUUGAGGAUGCAGAACGUUGUGUCAAAUACUUGAAUAGAUCUACACUUGAAGGGCGUAUCAUCACUGUUGAGAAGGCAAAGCGAAAGAGGGCAAGAACACCAACACCUGGUUCUUAUCUUGGCGUUAGGGCUGCUGUUCGCCCACGUUCUUAUGGGGGGAGGUAUCGGGAGAGAGAUAGAGAUAGAGAUAGCUAUAGUUCACGUCGUUCACCGCACUAUUCACCUUAUCGUGGAAGUCGAGAACGAGAUUAUGACAGAGAUGGUUCUCCUAUUUACUCAGGUCGCAGUUACCGCAGGGAUAGGUCAAGAUCUCCAGUAUACUCCCCAUAUCGGCGGUAGUGCACCUUGUCCUUUCUACCAAGGAAUUUCAUCCAUAUGAAUUUUAAAACAAGAUGUCUGAUUUUAUGUUAUUGUUUUACAUCUUUACAUCUUUAUCAAUUUAAGUCGCAAAUGACUAUAAAUAUUUUAGAGGCUGCGUGCGUACAUUGGGAUAUUGGUUUGGCCUUAUGGCCUUAAAUUUUAUUUUUGUACUGAUUUGCAAAAAUAUAAAAAUUUGUGAAAAUAUUAUCAACUGCUUUUUCCCCGAA
This is a messenger RNA of Cryptomeria japonica (Japanese cedar), 1129 nucleotides long. Its product is annotated as serine/arginine-rich splicing factor SR45a. Gene Ontology annotation, biological process: positive regulation of mRNA splicing, via spliceosome. The record is from RefSeq and is a predicted model, not a curated record. Gene Ontology annotation, molecular function: RNA binding. Gene Ontology annotation, cellular component: spliceosomal complex. NCBI's taxonomy places the organism in Eukaryota, Viridiplantae, Streptophyta, Pinopsida, Cupressales, Cupressaceae. The transcript has 7 exons. Bases 225 to 881 code for a protein of 218 amino acids.